Molecule: messenger RNA, 2089 nt
Organism: Salmo salar (Atlantic salmon)
Lineage: Eukaryota; Metazoa; Chordata; Actinopteri; Salmoniformes; Salmonidae
Product: protein YIPF6
Biological process (GO): endoplasmic reticulum to Golgi vesicle-mediated transport
Cellular component (GO): trans-Golgi network; membrane
Source: RefSeq, a predicted model, not a curated record
GUAAAUACCACCUUCCCACUUGGUUGGAACGCAGCAUUAGCCACUUGACAUCCUGGUCAAAACAUUUGGAUGACGUUUCAUAUCCGUGUGGACAGAGAAAAUGGCGGAAGUGGAGAAGACAAGUAAACUUAUGUUUGCAGGUCUGUCAGAUGUGUCCAUUUCAGGGGACAUUCCUGUUGAGGGGGAGAUCAAUGUCCCUGUUGGAACACCGAGUCAGGACAAAGAAUACUCCACACUGGAUGAACCUGUCAAAGACACAAUAUUGCGAGAUCUGAAAGCAGUGGGGGAAAAGUUUGUUCAUGUGAUGUAUCCCAAGAAGAGUUCAGCGCUACUGAGAGACUGGGACUUGUGGGGACCAUUAUUGCUCUGCGUGACACUGGCUCUGAUGCUGCAGGGGGGUUCAGUUGACAGUAAGGAUGACGGAGGGCCCCAGUUUGCAGAGGUGUUUGUGAUCAUCUGGUUUGGAUCUGUCAUCAUCACACUGAACUCGAAGCUGUUGGGAGGCACCAUAUCUUUUUUCCAGAGCCUGUGUGUGCUAGGCUACUGCAUCAUGCCUCUGACCGUGGCAAUGGUUGUCUGUAGGCUAGUGCUGCUGGGUGGGUCUUGGGGGUUCAGCUUUAUCGUCCGACUAAUUGUGGUCACAGCAUCAUUCAGUUGGUCCACGUUUGCCUCUACAGCUUUCUUAGCAGAUUGCCAGCCUCCCAAUCGCAAAGCUUUGGUGGUGUAUCCCGUCUUCCUUUUUUAUUUCGUCAUUGGAUGGAUGAUUUUCACAUUCUCACCGUCUGCGUAACAGUGGACUUAUCUCUCAACUGAACUUAUCCCAAUCCUUUUGGAAUAAAAGGAUACAAAUCAACACCUUGCCAUUUGUGAAAGCUGAGUGGAGUGUUGGGAGUACUUUUGAUGGAAAACUUAUAUUUCUUUGGAGCAACAAGGAAAAUGGUGAGAUAUUAACCAUAGUGCACAAUGCUUUGCCUCUUUCUCUUUUUGUGGCUCUAUUAUUGCUAAGCUUAGCUAAGAACUACAGUGGAGUACAGUGGACAAAAGAGUCAAAGUGAGUCCCUAUAAGGAUGUCAGAAAAGCCUAUCUGCUUGAUUAAACAAGCUCUCUGUGUCUCACAUGAAGAGAUUACUUAUCUCAAUUGUUUCCUGCCUUGUAAAUUAUCUUACAAUGCCAACUAAGGUUCCUACACUAAGCACAUUCCCCACUGUAAUGCUAAUAAUUCAUCAUAACAUGUAGACUAGCAGGAAUAAAGGGGACCAUGCGAUCUACAUUGUAUGUGUCAUGGUCUAUUGCCAUUUACUUAUGAAUAUGUGAUGCCAGUAUGUAUACAGUACACUGCCUCACUACAUCCUACUGCAUAUGCCCUAUCACUCAAACACUGCUUGGAAACAGGUUUCUGUUUUAUUUAGGAAUACAUAAAACAUUUUCAAGUAGUAUUAUCUUAUUCAGAAGGUAGGACUUGAUUAUCCACGGAUAGUAAGUGGCAGUGUUGCUCGAUUUUGAUAUGCGCAACCUAAAAAGUAUGUAGGUGGCUGUAGUUUACAUUUUCACAUUUUUACUUUCACAAAGUUAUGUUAAAAUAUAUCUAUACAUUUCUGGUUCUCUCUCAAUAUUUGAAUGUCAUUCUAUUUAAACAGAAAUGCUGUGGGGAAAAAAACAAUGGCACCCUCCAAAACUUGACUCAUUUCUAUUUGUUUCUAUAAUUGUGUUUUUAUUUCAAUGUUGUAAUACGGUACAAAAUCAGGGAUUCCUGUCUUAAAGACAUUGAUGGAAUCAGAAGCUAAAUGGGGAAUGAUGGUGGAAUAAGAGUCCUUGGUAUACAAAUUUCUUCAGUCACUAGCGAUAUAGCUCCAAUAUUAUGCAAGAACUCUGGACUACACCAGCAGCAGUUAAACUGAAAAGUAUAUUUUGAUUAGUUUGAUAGCCUGUCAGAAGCCUCUGAUUGUUAUGGGUUAGUUUGCCAACAUAUGUGUAGCUCCUGACUGUUGACUCAAGGCGUGUGUGAAGAGAAAUCAUUUAUUGGGAGUAUAACCUGCCCUGAAACCUCUUAAGUUUGUACUCUGUUUAAAUAAAGCCCCUCUAGAGAUUU